Dreissena polymorpha is the source of this 2819-nucleotide messenger RNA. Its product is annotated as small conductance calcium-activated potassium channel protein-like. Gene Ontology annotation, molecular function: calmodulin binding; small conductance calcium-activated potassium channel activity. The transcript is spliced from 3 exons. Bases 557 to 2074 code for a protein of 505 amino acids. Gene Ontology annotation, cellular component: neuron projection; neuronal cell body; plasma membrane. The record is from RefSeq and is a predicted model, not a curated record. Gene Ontology annotation, biological process: potassium ion transmembrane transport. Lineage: Eukaryota; Metazoa; Mollusca; Bivalvia; Myida; Dreissenidae.
CAACAACUCUAUGUCAUGUUAUUGUAUCGUCUAUUGAUGUUUUACGGGCGACGAUUGGCUAACAACAAAACUACUACUACUCUAUCAUAGUAAUAAGUAUAUGUGUGAACGGCUGCAAACUUGUAUAUUGGUAUAUAACUUGUUGCGCCGUGUUUCUCUAGGAUAUCACGCGUGUUUACCAGACGGUUAUUUUGGAAUUAGAUAUAAGCCACUGAAUGUUCCGCAAUCUUUAUACAGCAAACGGGGAAAACCGAAACGGAAAAAAAAUGUUUUAGUAUUUUCCAGCGUUGACAACUUGUAGUUUAGUGCAACAAAAUUAUAUGUACGUUUGUGGUGGCUCGAUGCAAUGUUCUGAUGGUGUGAAUGUGAGAAAACCCGGACGGGAUUUGACAACUUUUUGAAAAGACUACAUUUAUACUUGGGAUUUGUCCUAAGUUAUAUUAGACCAUGUGUAGAAAUCGACAAUUGAAAGAAUGAUCCUGGUUGCUUCAACUCAUUACCAAAACGUAUGGAACUCAACAUUUAAACGAAUUUUCCCAUUUAUUGAAAGCAAGCAAUGGACUCCCCCGAUCGGCCUCUAGUCAACGGUUACUGGAAGUACCCCACCUACGUCAGCGCCGACCCCGUGAAACUGAGCGCCAGUGCCGAAAACGUCAACGUCAACCAUUCCGACAACACCAGCACUCAAAACCUAAUCAUGCCUCACCGGAAGCGAGAGAGUGUCAUGGACACGAGAAAUCUCGGUUACCGAUUGCGAAUGCGCAAAGAACUGAUUGGACGAAGAACGAGGGUAUCCGAUAUGGCGUUCUUGCUGGCUAUAUUCGGCAUAGUUAUAGUCAUCAUAGACACGGAGUGUCAGUUUGCGAAAGCUUACGAAUCAACUUCGACUAUUUCCGUAUAUCUUCGGGUGAUAACGUCGGUAAUGACGAUUGGACUGUUGGUCUCAAUAGUUUUGUAUCAUGCAAUUGGCAUUAAACUGAGACUUGUUAGCCAGGGUCUGACUAACUGGAAGCUAGUGACCACAUGGAAGGACUUUCUAAAACUAGGCACAGAACUUCUUGUAUGUUCCAUUCAUCCAUUUCCAUUCUCAACCUCCGCAGAAUUGCCAAUGUACGUUACUUCAGUGGAUGAAAUGCACGCGUUUACAGUUCAGACUUUGCCACUUAACUCAAUAUUGACAAUUUUGAUGUUCAUGCGAAUAUACUUACUAAUGCGUUUUCUGGUAGUUCACAGCGCACUCUUUUGCGACACGACCGUGCAAAGUUUGAGCGCUAUGAGCAACGUGAACAUAAACGCUCAAUUCGUCUUCAAAGCGCUGAUGACGCAAAUGCCCGGAUGUUGUCUGAUAACGAUUAUGGCACUCGUGUUGAUAGUGAAUAGCUACUCAGUGCGCAUGUGCGAAUAUUACACGCUUGAAGCGCACAGGGGGACAUUCUUUAUGCAAGCAAUCUGGAUGACGUGUGUGACGUUUUUGACGUUAGGUUACGGCGAUGUCGUGCCAAGGACCACGUGCGGGAGAGUUUUCGCCAUUUGGACUGGAAUGAUCGGCGUCGGACUUAUGGCAUUAUGCGUUGCCGUUCUUACGAGGAAAUUGGAACAAACGCGCGGCGAGAAAUACGUCCAUACUUUCGUGCAGCAAAUAAAAAUGGAUAAAGUGUACAAAAACUCAGCGGCGAGGGUUGUCACGGAGUUUUUAAUCCUAAGCCGAUUACGCCGCCAGGGCGUCGAUCCGUCGGAGGAUCGGUUCAUCGUUCACAAGCGUCGUCUGCUGCAUGCCGUACGGAAGAUGAGUCACGCUAGGUAUUUACGUACGCAGGUCGGGGAAUCGUUGAUAGGUCCCGUUGAAGUUAUCAAAAACGUCAACGAAGUGUUUGACGUCAUCGAAAAGCUCCGUGACGACCAGGAUGUCGUCAAAGCGCGCAUGCGCAGUAUGGAAGACAUGAUGACGUCAAUGCACGAGCAGCUUCGCGAUAUAAAGACGUUAGUAGCCGCGAACAGAACUGCUUUAGCAGAAUCCGAUGCAAAUUCUACCCGAGCUCAAAUAGAAGUAACAACUUCAUCCAGUGAUAGUUAAUAGAUUACGGUCGCAAUCGAUGUCUAGAAUGUCCAGAUCGCAGUUGUACCUUUUAAAUGCAGAACAUGAACUGGAUAUAAACACAUAUAGAUAUAUAUAGAAAUAUCAGUGUCAAAUAUUUCUUUUGCGUUUGGGAUACGAAAACAUGUGAAAGACCUUUAUUAUGCGAAGAAAUUAACUGCAAAUGGAGAGGUACUUCAUCGAUACCGUGCCCUUAGUGUUGAGCAGUUGUAAGAGUAAAGAUUAAGAAUAAAAUAGAUCUUAUAGAUACCCAUAAUUUUGGAUUAUGAGUGAAAUCCGCGGGAAAGUUGUUGGAAAAAGCGUGUGAAUAUCAGGCUGGUAGUUUAAGAGAUUGGAUCAAUUAUAAUAUGUGGAACGUUCUUUUGAAAUAAAAUAUUUGUAUGGGCCAUGCUGUGAAAAGUGGGUUUAAUGCAUACGCGGAAAGUGUCGUGCCAGAUUAACUUGUGCAGUCCGCGCAGGCUAAUCAGAGACGACAAUUUCCGCCUAAACAAGAUUUUUACUAAGAAUAGACUUUCUGUAAACGAAAAAUACCAUAAAAGAGGAAAUUGUCCUCUCUGAUUAGCCUGUACGGACUGCACAGGCUAAUCUGAGACGACACUUUACGCAAAUGCAUUAAACCCCAUUUUCACAGAGCACGGUCAAUAUAUUAUAUAUUCUGUGCGGCGAUCAGUCUAAAUAAUAUGAGUUCCAAAUAUUUUAGGAAAAUAAAAGAUGUAUAAAUAUA